AUAUUGUAUGGGAGUCCUUUUAUAAUUUUUUUCUCGGAUCGAAUGUCAUCAUAAAUUUGACACGCGCUGGACAAAAUUGGUUUGCCGAAGAAUGAGAAGGAACUUUGACUAAUCCAAUCCAAUCUAACACGUGAGUAAGUAGACAGAAAACAAGAGUUAUAGAAAAGUCGGCAUGGAAAUGCUUGGAAGAACGGGGACACAAUUGUCUUUCUGAGUAAAUGAUGUCACAGAGAAGAGAACGAAACCCACCAAACAGAAAAUCAAAAAAGGAAAGAAAAAAAAUUGUGAAUAGAAGACUCAAGGAGCGAGUUAUGAGUAUGAUUGUAGUAGGCAGACAGAGAUGAAAGUGGAAUGAAAGAGAAAAAAAAUAGAGUAGUUGCUGCUGCUGAGGCCUGACAGGCACACACACAGCCAAAAAAAACACAGGGACGACCGCCAAGCCACCCUCCUGAGCCUGCUCUGACCCGCCGCCUCUGCUCUCUCUUAUUCACCUGUCCAGUUUUGAGUGUGGUCCAUCCCCUCCCCUCCCCUCCCCUCCCAAUAUAUCUAAAUUCAAUAGCUAAAGCUCUCAUCUUUCUUCAGUUCUAGAGACUUUUCUUUGUUUUAUUUUGUUGGGUUUGGUUUUGCUUCUUGGGGGGCUCUGAAUUGCAGCAUAUCUGAAUGAAAAGCUCCCACAGAUUAUUGAGACCUCUCCUAUCUGGGUUUUGUGCUCAUCCGACACCCCGUUUUCGGUCCUCUGUUCAAAUUACAGUAAAACAAAGAACAAACAAGAAAGCAGGUCAACAAUCUAAUCUCUUCACACCUUCUGACACCUUGUGUGUAGAAGGAGCAAAAAAAUCUUGUCGGAUAUUGUUCAAUUCAGGGAGAUAUUGGGCCAUCGGAUUUUCAUAAUUUCAUUUCCCAUUUGGUUUCAUGCUUAUUACAUUCAUUGUGAUUGAUGAAAUGAGUGAAUGGCCUCUGGUUUUUUGUGGUGGGUAGGUAAGUUAGUGGGAACGAGAAAGAGGCAUGCCUAUGCACAAGGAUAACGAUCGCCCUUUGUUUUGCAGUGAGAGUCUUUAGAUUCUCAAGGCUCAGCGAAACACGUUGAGCCUCUCAUCUCACAACAACGCUCUAAUUUAGCCUUCCCCUUAUAACCUGCGUGUUCCAUAAAGCCGCACAUCCCAUCAAGCAAGAGCACAGCAGCAAAAGAAAGAAAAGUAUAUAGGGAGAUCAUCAUCAAACACCAGCUGGGGCUUGUUCAGAAGAUGGAUCAGCAAAAUCCAGAUCAGAGGUUGAAGCCAACUUUACAGACUGAGAACCAGCAGCAGCAGCAGCAAAACCAGCAGCCUCAGAAGUGUCCUCGCUGUGAGUCUCUGAACACCAAGUUUUGCUAUUACAACAAUUACAGCCUCUCUCAGCCGCGCUACUUCUGCAAGACUUGUAGAAGGUAUUGGACCCAAGGCGGGACCCUCAGGAACGUCCCUGUCGGCGGAGGCUGCCGGAAGGGGAAGCGUCCGAAGACUAAUUCUUCAUCAUCAUCAUCUCCCUCUCUGCAGCCACAGUCGCAGGCACAGGCACCACAACAAGACCAGCAAACAGUGAAAAACUUGUCCACAACAAGCCCAAGUUCUAAUCUUGGGGCUAUAGAGAGCACUGGUAAUUUGGCUUCUCACCAUCAGUACUAUCCUGGUGGUACUGGGUAUUUGUCAUCUUAUGCAGCAAUUCAAUCUCUGAAUCAGUCACAGCCCUUCAACGUUGGGGGCCAUGAUCAACUGGGAGGAGGUGCAUCCUCAAAUAUGAGCCUGCUGCAGGGGUUCAAUGUUUCAGCUCCUUUUGGCCAAUUUUAUCAAGCUGGCAACACUAAGAGCAGCAUGGUGGAUCAAACGGCUCUGUAUCCAUCUGAUCAAGAGGGCUUAUUGAUUCAACCAACCAGGCCUUCUGCUUCUAGUGACCAUGGCUGGCCUCAUCAGAGCUUCAACAUCAACAGAUCAUCUGCUAAUGCUUCUUCUGCAGCUUCUGAAAGCGCUUUGUGGGCCACCACCACCUCUGGUAACAUGAACACCACCACCACCACCAGCGCUGGGCCUUCUCUGAACCCAAACCAGUGGCCUGAUCUACCUGGAUCAUAUGGCCCUCCUAAUUGAGACUUUUCAAGCAUGCAUUUCUUGCAGCAGCUCCCUCAACCUCCAGAGACCGUUCAGAACAUGGCAAUUAAUUAUCCAUCUGCAUAUGGAUGGAUCUCAUCUCAGCCCAUGUUCAGUUCUCAUUUCCCUGUACUGUGCUAAAUUGGUUCAUUUAACUUGGUGGUUUAAGUAGGUUAUGUAUAAUCUUUGUUUUUCAUGGAGCAUAGAUAUAUAUAUUUAGAGAGAAUUUGGUGAUGUGAGUUUUCAUUGUAAAUGAAAGGAGGAGCGUAUAGCGGUCGUAAUCAUAUAUAGCCUUUUGUUUCCAUGCGUUGGGUUGAUCUAUGAUUAGGUUGUUUGUUUUGAACUUAAAUUUCAUCAAAAGUUAAAUGAGUUAAAUAUGCUUUAAUUGUAACUUUAA
Prunus persica (peach) is the source of this 2520-nucleotide messenger RNA. RefSeq names its product dof zinc finger protein DOF1.4. The transcript has 2 exons. Bases 1245 to 2123 code for a protein of 292 amino acids. The record is from RefSeq and is a predicted model, not a curated record. NCBI's taxonomy places the organism in Eukaryota, Viridiplantae, Streptophyta, Magnoliopsida, Rosales, Rosaceae. Gene Ontology annotation, molecular function: DNA binding; DNA-binding transcription factor activity. Gene Ontology annotation, biological process: regulation of DNA-templated transcription.